Messenger RNA from Penicillium macrosclerotiorum, 990 nucleotides. Its product is annotated as NAD(P)-binding protein. The coding region runs from base 1 to 990 and encodes 329 amino acids. The record is from RefSeq and is a predicted model, not a curated record. Gene Ontology annotation, biological process: secondary metabolic process. The transcript is spliced from 2 exons. NCBI's taxonomy places the organism in Eukaryota, Fungi, Ascomycota, Eurotiomycetes, Eurotiales, Aspergillaceae.
AUGGUCUCUAACGCAGAAGUCAAGGCAUCCAAUGCCCGGAUAACGGAGGAUACAGCUCCUCGGAUUGCCGUUUUUUCGGGUGGCACCGACGGAAUUGGAAAAGCCACAUUGGCUCGACUUGUUGCGACAAACGUUGCCGUGAAGGUUUAUGUUAUGGGCCGUAAUGGCGAGAAGCAUCAACCUGCGCUUGAUAUGAUUCGGCGGUCCAACAAGCAGGCCAAGAUCAUCUGGCUCGAAGGUCAACUUUCGCUUCUCGCAGAGAUAAAACGAAUGUGUGAUGAAAUCAAAGCCAACGAGACACAAAUUGACGUCUUAUACAUGAGUCCUGGAUUUAUUUCCACUGGACCACGAGUUGAAACGUCCGAGGGCAUUGGACUCGCGCAAUCCUUGACCUACUAUGGCAGAAUGUCGAUGAUCACUCACCUUCUGCCCCUGCUCCAAGCUUCUUCGAAUAGCCCGCGUAUUAUCAGUGUCCUCGCUGCUGGCUAUGAAACUUCGUCGAUAUACCUUGACGAUCUCGAUCUAAAGAAGCCGGGCCACCAUAGUCUCAUUCCACUCUCCCAAGCGGGAGGCACGUACACCACCCUGACCAUGUCUAAACUCGCGAAAGAAAACCCUACCGUGGUGUUUAUCCAUCACGCCCCGGGAGGAGUCGACACGGGUGUAUUCAAGAAAGCCUGGGGUAAUAGGUGGUACUGGCCACUGGUUGGCUCAGUAAUGUCUACGUUUGGGACAUCUCCCGAGACUGCUGCAGAAAAGAUCCUUUAUAUGAUGACCAGCGCGAAGUACGGCGGGAAGGGCGUGCCACUGGUUGCAGGUCAGAGCCCAGGGAUGACAAUGGAUAGGACGAGACAGUCCGGCUCGCUUUUUCUGGUCAACGACAAGCUCAAGGAGUUACAGCAGGAGAAGGUCAUGUCGGAGCUGAAAAAGAAGGAUGCAGGGGAUAUUGUGUGGCGUAAGACCCUGUCAACGAUGAAGCCAUACUUGUAG